GAAAAGGCAGCUCACCUUCAAUCACUUCUAAGAAAAAGAGCUAGAUUUGCUUGGACUGAUGUGCAGGCCAAGGCAUUUCAAGAGCUCAAGGAUGCGCUAGUCUCAGCGGCAGUAUUAGCGUACCCUAACAAGGAACAACCAUUCAAGUUAAUGACCGAUGCUUCAGAUAUAGCACUCGGAGCGGUAUUGAUGCAAUGGAAUCCAGAAGAAAAGAGGGACUACGUUGUUUCCUACACAUCGAAGGCUUUAAAUCCAGCAGAGAAGAAUUAUGACACAACGGAUCGAGAAGGAUUGGCAGCAGUUUGGGCAAUAAGAAAAUAUAAACGAUACCUUCACGGCAGGCACUUUGAACUCUUCACAGAUCAUAAGGCAUUACUCUCUAUCACCCACAAGCUAGAGCCUAGAAGUAAGCGAAAAGCUAGAUGGGUCAGCGAAUUGCAAGAAUACGAUUUCACCAUACGGCAUCUUGAAGGCAAGAAGAAUGUCAUUGCCGAUGCCCUAUCCCGAGACCCUAAAUUCGGAGUAACAGACAAUAAGAAGAAAAUGGACCCUACAGCCUACGCCAAACUAAAGGAAAAAGCACUCACUGAUAGGGAACUAAAAGUGCGAAGAGGAGUUUUGUUCAUCGAAAAGAAGCCAAACCAAUGGAGAAGAGUAAUCCCAAGCCCGAACCAUGAAGAAAUUAUCAGAUCAGUCCACGAACAAGGACAUAUGGGUAUCCACAGCACUGUAAACAAGAUCAAAGAAAGAUUUUGGUGGCCUG
Paraglomus occultum is the source of this 763-nucleotide messenger RNA. NCBI's taxonomy places the organism in Eukaryota, Fungi, Glomeromycota, Glomeromycetes, Paraglomerales, Paraglomeraceae. The record is from the annotation of a GenBank genome assembly.